AUGGAGGCAGACAAGAAGUUUAGUAAAAUUAGCCAGCUGGAGACAGUAGCACCCUGGCCAAACAGCCCCUUUUCGAUGAUGGCUCCAUCAACCCUUCCUCUAGCCCCUAGUUCAUCUCAGGUGUGGAAACGACCUUACUUGAUGAACCAUUUUGAAAAUGGGGAAGGCAAUAGAGGAGCCAAGACUCAUUUCCAGCCCUUAGAUAUCCGCACUAGCACCACUACCCUUAUCCCUACUCCUACCACCAGCACUAACCCUACCCCUACCGCCACGAUCACCACAACCACUACCACCACCCCUACCCCUUCCACCACCACCCCAAUCACCACUACCACCCCUGCAGUUGAAGCAAUAAAGGAUAAGGGCAAGAAACCCCAGAAAGAAUCUGGGAGUGAUGCUGACCACGGUAAUGAUAAUAAAAUUGUUACUGUCAAGACUGAGAAGGAGGAGACAGACGACACUCUGAUUGGAGCUCCUCUUCAAAUUAGAGUGGGUCGUAACGUAGCUCCUGAGUCACUGGAUCCGAGAAAGCUCAAGAGGAUCCUUUCAAACCGAGUUUCCGCACAAAAAUCUAGAUUAAAGAAGCUUCAAUAUGUUGCCGAAAUGGAAAAGAAGGCAAAGGCUCUGGAGGCUCAAGUAGCUCUGCUAAGUCCUCAAGUGGAGUUCUUUAAAAACCAGAAUUAUUUUCUACAAAUGGAGCAACAUGCCUUGAACGAAUCAAUAUCUGUUCGCGCAGUUGACAAGUUACAUAAAGAUGCUCUAAUUGAAGCAAACAAAGAAGAGGUGCAGAGAUUGAGGCUACUGCAAUUGAAGAUAUUUGAACAGCAGCAAAUGCAGGCAAGCAUGUUUAUUAAUAUGGAUGGUGUAGGGUCAAUGGACCCGAAGAUGGUGAACUAUCCAGGUUUCACUCAAUCUGAGCUGGGAAAGAUGUUAUGUAGUUCAGACUCAAAAAAAGCACAAAGUGGAGAAAAGACAGCAGCAGAGAAUUUGCAGAACCAGAUCCGUGAGGCGGCUGAACAAACGCCCGAUGUUAAACCGAGCUUGGGAGUGUUUGCGGGAUCGAAGAAAUAA
This is a messenger RNA of Rosa chinensis, 1071 nucleotides long. Its product is annotated as basic leucine zipper 34-like. Gene Ontology annotation, biological process: positive regulation of DNA-templated transcription. The transcript is spliced from 5 exons. The coding region runs from base 1 to 1071 and encodes 356 amino acids. The record is from RefSeq and is a predicted model, not a curated record. NCBI's taxonomy places the organism in Eukaryota, Viridiplantae, Streptophyta, Magnoliopsida, Rosales, Rosaceae. Gene Ontology annotation, molecular function: DNA-binding transcription factor activity; DNA binding. Gene Ontology annotation, cellular component: nucleus.